CAAUCAUAUGAUCCUCAUGCCUCAUCCGUCAUAGUGAAGUCAUGAAGUGAUUCAAGAUUUAGAAUUAGUAAUAUUGCAAUCGACCAUCUGGAGGUUUAUCUGUGUUUUUGGACAUCAGAUUUCAUGAAUUGGAGCUCGCAUUUUAUUUUGAAAACGCAAGUGAAAAUUUGAAUCUUUUAGAAUGAGGGAAUAUAUGGUAGGAACAAGAGUUGAAUGUGAUGGAUUCAGAGGAACUGUUCUUUUUGUUGGAGAAGUUCCUCCAACAAAAGGAAAUUGGCUUGGUGUUGAGUGGGAUGACCCUUCAAGAGGAAAACACAGUGGUUCACAUGAAGGAAUUCAGCACUUCGUGACCAAAAAAAUUAAUGCAGGUUCAUUUGUUCGAGUUAAUAAAAUCAAACCUAGUCUGGAGUUCAGUCAAGCUCUUUCGGAAAGAUACCUUGAGAGUUCCAAAGAUGACUAUGCAGACAAGUUACUCAUAAGUGAGCUGAAAGAUGAGAUGAAUGCACCAUUCCUGGAACUUGUGGGAUUUGAAAAAGUUGGCAAAAAACAAAGUAACCUGCAGGAGUUAAGGAUUGCUGUCCUGGAUCAUAUGUGUAUAAGCCAUACUGAGCAUAAUUUGAAAGAGAUUUGUCAUAACAUUGAAGAAUUAGACCUGUCUUCAAAUCUAUUUAACUCAUGGGAAGGUGUUGCAGCAGUUUCAAAUCAGUUAGCAAGAUUGACAGUUUUAAAUAUCAGUGAUAAUAAGCUGGUAAUUCCUGAGAAUCCCGGUACACUCAAAUCAGCUUUAAAAAACCUGAUACAGUUGCAAAUGAGCCACAUGGAUUACACAUGGAAGAACAUUGUUCAGUGUUCUGUAAUGUGGCCCAUGGUCGAGGUUUUAGCGGUUCCUAACAACAAUAUUACGUGUCUUGAAUUUAUGAAUAAUGACACUUUUAAUCAUCUAAGAGUGUUAAAUCUUGAAGGAAAUCAAAUUGAACAUUGGGAAGAAGUCAAUAAGCUGGGACAGUUGCCCAGCUUAGAGCAACUAUCCCUCUAUGGAUGUGGUUUGAAAAACAUCCAGGUGAAAGAAAAAUCUUUUUCUAAACUCUCCAAACUUUCCCUAUCCAACAACAAAAUUUCGCAGUGGCAACAUAUUUCGGAAUUGGACAAACUACUCAUGUUAGUCGAUCUGAAAAUGUGUGGUAAUCAGGGUCUUGAAGUCCCCAGCAAUGAAACGUUUACUCAGUGGAUUAUCGCAAGAGUUGGCCAUCUGCAGAUUCUCAACGGUUCUGAAAUUUUAAGCGUGGAUCGACGUGGCGCAGAACUAGAUUACCUUAAGUACAACGGGAGAGAAUAUUUGACUGCCUUGUCCCAGCUGCGCUCAUCAACUGAACAACAAAGCAGGGGGGAUUUUUAUUCCAUUCAUCCUCGCUAUAAAUUCCUGGUGCAAAAAUAUGGGCCACCAGAGCCAGGCGAAUUUGAAAUGAAACCAACCACUCUGAAGAAUAAUUUGAUUAUGCUUCAGCUACAGCGGGGCACCAAAAGGAUUUCAAAGAAACUUCCUUUGACUAUGGAAGUUCAGAAACUGAAAGUUUUAAUCCACAGAUUAUUUGAACUUGAUAGUUCUGAAUUAAAUUUUUUUUCCUACAGCCCAAAGAAUCCUGGUCUAUAUAUUCCUCUUGAUAACGACCUUCGACCUCUUUCAUUUUAUUCCGUUGAAGACGGUGAUAUAAUUGAAGUGAAAAAUUCCAGUGACGGCACAACAAGUCAACAAAACAGCAUGGGAAUGGCGCCCGACGCGUCGCUAUCAGACGAUGAGAAAAAGUUAUUCCCAUUAAAAACCGUUGCAAACGUUAUAACUUUAUUCGAAAGUAUUCUUAAAAGAACAACCGAGCCAGAUUUAGCUUUGUUGUCCAUCAUAGUUGGCUGCAUUGAAAAUACUCUCACAUGUAAUCACCAAAUUCUUGGUGGCGCCAAGUCAACUGUAUUACCAACUGCGAUUGACGAAACCAGUGAAAAGCUUAUUACGAUAGCACCGAUCAGAAGAGAAGAUGAUUUUCCAGAAAUUGAGUGGUCAACAGUGGAAGCUCUUUAUGUCAAAUUCAGAGCAGUUAUCAAAAGCUCAGUAGAUUUGACUCAUUAUGGCUGUCCACAGUUUGCAACACGAGAACUUAUAAAAAGAGUUUCUGAUGUCAUCUGGAACACAUUAACUAGAAGUUAUUACAAAGAUCGGGCACAUUUGCAGAGUUUGUAUAGCUAUUUAACAGGAAACAAAUUGGAUUGCUUUGGAGUAGCCCUAGCUGUGGUUGCUGGUUGCCAGGUGCUUGGCUACCAUGACGUACAUUUAGCAUUGUCUGAAGACCAUGCCUGGGUGAUGUUUGGACCAGAUGGCAAGGAAACAGCAGAAGUGACAUGGCAUGGUAAAGGUAAUGAAGACAAAAGAGGUCAACCUGUAGACCCUGGAAUACAAGCAAGAUCUUGGUUGUAUGUAUCAGGCAAUCCUGUCAUUUGUUCUAGAUUUACAGAGGUUGCCUCACUUGUUUCGUCAAUCAAUCCCAGUAUUACUGCUACCACAGACAGUCUAGAAGUUGCUUCAUUACAACAAUCCUUGUUGUGGGUGUUGUAUGAUACAGGUCAUCUUACUCGUUAUCCCAUGGCCCUUGGAAACCUGGCCGACUUAGAAGAGUUGAGCCCCACGCCUGGACGAUGUCCUUGUGGUCAACUUUUCAGUCAAGCUAUUGAAGUGGCGAGGCGCUGUUAUGGUAAUAGUCACGUCUACCCCUACACCUACCAAGGUGGUUAUUUCUAUCGAAAUCGAAUGUACAAAGAAGCGCUAGAAAGCUGGGCUAACGCGGCGGACGCCAUACGAAGUUAUAACUAUUCACGAGAAGACGAAGAAAUCUAUAAGGAAUUCCUCGAGAUCGCCAAUGAGUUAAUUCCUUUCGUAAUGAAGGUGGAAGGCUCAGGUCACAGCGCCCGCUCAAUUUUAAAAGAUUCAGAGUGUUUCGCUCACUUACUUCGUUUUUACGACGGUAUAUGUCAGUGGGAAGAAGGAAGUUGCACACCUGUGCUUCAUAUAGGAUGGGCCAAACCUUUAGUCAACACUAUCUCCAAGUUCGAUUCCCAAGUUCGUCGACACGUUGUCAUUUCAUGUUCCGAGAUGACAGAAGGAGACACGCCAUCCAUGAAACCGCCAGUGGGCAAGGCCGAGUUCCAACGAGAAGAUCUCGAUGCCAACGCCAACCAAGUUGUCCUCCCCUGGCCGCUAGCGAAGGAGCAGGAAGAGAAGGAAGAGCGACUAGUUGAUAGUGAAGUUUGUGGCAAGGCCGCCGAGCAAAAGGCGCGGUUAGGGUCAACGGCGUUGGCCGCCCUCACUGAUCUCUGUGGUCGAACAGUUCUGAGCCCUGCCUUCUUCCUUGGUUCGGAUAUAAAAACCGGAUCAGACUCGCAAGCGUUUCAUACUUUGACUAUUUCAGGGACUGCUGCCUCAACCGACAGCCCGGUGAAAAUGAUGAAUAAACCAAAAUUGUACCUACGCAGCCAUAAAAUGGCCGGUCUCAAAGAUCUACUGCUCUCGGAGAAACUCAACACGCACGCCAUUUCGCUUCAGUUAACGGCUCAAAGCCAAGUUCAGCUUGGCGGUCGCAAACUGCGCGGAGAAGAAGCCAAAGAUGCCAAACAGGAAGGACGGGAAGUCAAUCUUUCACGACCGAAGAGAACCAGAAAGGAGUAGUAACGAAACGUACAGCCAUAGAUGGGUGAAAAUUUUUAACUUUUUUUAUACGGUGUGAUUUUAAAUAUUACCAAAAGAUAGAUAUUCCAUACGUGGAUCGAGUAUCUGUGCGGUUUUAACCGGUUGCGGACACCUUUGCCUUAUAUUCGUGUUUUCAUCAAAUUGAACUAUACGAUUGUUUUUCUCUUUUUUUAUUGCCACAUGUAUGUUUGUCAAAUAAUUGCGUUUCCUAGCUGCCUACCCUUCCCCAGUGAUGGAAGAAGUUGAUCUGUGUUGAGAUUUUGUUCAGAAUGAAGAAAAUCCAACUGAUAAAAUGUGUAUGGGAGAAAGAUGGUGUAUGGGAUGACAAAUUAACGUCUUGGACUCAAAUCUAAUGAUGAAAAAAGGAUACAAUGGGUUGAGUGGCGUCUUUCCUUUUCUAAUUGUUGCUUUGAGUUGAUUACUACGUGUUGCUAAAUCAUACAUUCCACGGUGAUGGCAAAGAAAUGAGUGAAAUUAUGUACCUGUAUUCCUUACUCUACUCUGAUAUUUUGUAUGUCUGGAUAGUUCAUUGAGGAAUGAGAGGAUAUCAAUCCCUAUAUAUCUUUUAAAAUGUGUAUCCAUGUUGGCGGGGUGAAUAAAAAUGUAUAUACCAUCAA
Messenger RNA from Daphnia pulex (common water flea), 4350 nucleotides. RefSeq lists its product as uncharacterized. Gene Ontology annotation, biological process: negative regulation of cell population proliferation; negative regulation of cell cycle; regulation of transcription by RNA polymerase II. The record is from RefSeq and is a predicted model, not a curated record. Gene Ontology annotation, molecular function: protein binding; transcription cis-regulatory region binding; chromatin binding. Lineage: Eukaryota; Metazoa; Arthropoda; Branchiopoda; Diplostraca; Daphniidae. The transcript is spliced from 19 exons. Gene Ontology annotation, cellular component: nucleus; chromatin; histone methyltransferase complex. The coding region runs from base 182 to 3712 and encodes 1176 amino acids.